AAAAAAAAAAAAAAAAAUAUCAAUAAUAAUACUUCAACAUAAAAUUGGUAAAGAAAAUGAAUGAAAAAGAUGAGUUUUUUGAUUUCUUAUAUGGAAUUCAACUUCAUCAGUUUUAUGAAAAACUUAUAAAUGAUUUGCAUGUAUCCCAAAUCAAUCAUCUUGCUCACGUUAGCAAAGCGGAUCUGUUAUCUUUGAAUAUGUCAAAACCAGAAUCACGACGUUUAAUUGAAAGUUACAAAAGUUAUCAAAAACAAAGUGCUUUUAAAAAGUUAAGGAGAUCCUUUCGAAUAUCUAAGAAAGAAGUUGAUGAAAACUGUAAAUUUAUUAGCUCACCUCAAAACUGUAUUAGCAGCAAUUCAAAACCUGUUGUUAAGUGCCUAAUAAAAGAAAAUGAUAUAGUAUUCAAAGAUCUGAUUGGAAAAGGUGCAUUUGGUUAUGUUCAAAGUGCUGUUUGGACUGUUCAACAUAAUAAAACAAUUUUAGUUGCUGUAAAAUGUUUACAAGGAUCCAAAGAGAGUGGAAUUGCUGCAAUGCAGGAUGAGUUAAUUCAAGAAGCAAAUGCAAUGAGCAAAUUAACCCAUCCUAAUUUAAUUCGCUUGUUUGGUGUUGUUAUGGCCUCACCUAUGUGUCUUGUAUUUGAGCUUGCUCCUUUAGGAAGUUUAUUACGAAAAAUUCGAAAUGAACCAGAAAAAUUUCUAAUAUCGACUUUGUGUAGUUUUGUUGUCCAAAUCGUUGCAGGAAUGAAGUAUCUUGAGGCUCAUCAUUUUGUUCAUCGAGAUCUUGCUGCUCGCAAUAUACUAUUAAUGACAUAUGAAAAGGUAAAAAUAGGGGAUUUCGGUUUAGCAAGACCUUUAUCAAAUUCAUCUUAUUAUGUAAUGCAGCCUGAUACUCAAAUACCUUUAGCAUGGUGUGCACCUGAGUGUUUGAAUUUUGGAAAGUUUUCUCAUGCAUCUGAUUUGUGGUCAUUUGGAGUGACUGUUUAUGAAAUGUUUUCACUUGGAGCACAACCUUGGUCAGGUCUUAAUGGAUCCGAGAUUUUGCAUAAAAUUGAUGAGCCGAAUUUUGAGCGAUUAAAGAAGCCAUCAUAUUGCCCUAGCACAUUAUAUUCUAUUAUCAAUAAUACUUGUUGGAAACAUAUUCCCGAAGAGCGUGGUACAUUCAGUACUUUAGAGAAAGAACUUUUAAAUGUACUUCCUUAUGAAGUUACUGCUAUAUCAGCAAGAGUUAGUGAAAUGUCACAUCAGUUGUGUUAUUCUCAGGGGGAUAUUAUUACAAUUUUUGAAUCAAACAGUAAUAGUUUUAUGUGGAAAGGUCAAAAUCGAAGAACCGGAGCUGUGGGAUUUUUUCCAAGUGAAUAUGCUAACUUAAAACUUGGUACAAUUUCAGGUGUUUCAGAUAUGUUUGUUGUAACUUCAGAAAAUAUUAAAAGUGGAAAAAAGAUUUCUCCUCAAGAGGGAUGGCAAUUAACAAGUCAAUGUGCAUAUAACUUAUAUCAAAACAACAGCAUAAAGAAUAAUUUUUCAGAUACUGUUCUUAUAACCAAUGAUGUUCUUACUGAUGGCUCAACUUGCGAUGAAAGUCUUCUUUCUAUCAUGGAAGGCUCACUUCAUGAGAAAGAAAGUUUUUGCAGUUCGAGUAGUGCAGGAUCUGCAAGUGUUGAUUCUGGUUGCUGUGAGAGUGCCAAUGGUUCAGAUUUGUCACCUAGUUGUUUAAAAGAUGGUUUCUUACAUUCACAACCAUUAAAGGAAACACCUCCAAUAAAUAUUCCUUUUAAUUUGCAAAAAAAUACAGAAAAAAAUGAAUUAAAACUAUCUUCAACUCAAGAGUGUUUACACAUGACUAGUACAUCAUUGGACGCUAUGUGCAAAAAAGAAAAACAAUAUUGUAAAAUUUGUUCCAAUUUAAAUAAUGAAAGAAAUGAUUUUUUCGAAUGUCAGUUUUGUGAUAGCGGGUUUGAUUCUUUUCAUAUAUGUCUGAAGACAAUACAAAGAAAAUCAACUUCAUCAACUGAUACUGUCAAUAAUUCUUUUCCUGAUAUCAUUAUACAAAACAAGCAAUCCUCAUUUCCACCUAUAAAAAGAAGUUUUGAAAAUAAAUUAUUUGAUAUAACUUUUCCUAAUGAUGUACCUAAUGACAUUAAAAAAUCUGAAAGCUCGUCUUUAUCAUAUUCAAAUAUUCUAAAUGAAAGUUUAGUUGUUUAUGAUGUUUUGCCAAGCAUUUAUUCAAACCUUAAUACAUAUGAUAUUGUACCUAAACGACAUUUAGGUUUUGAAGAUAUUAAAUCAGAAAUUCUUUAUAACAUUCCAAAAAAGCCAAGCGAUCAAGAUGAACAAAAGAUUUUAAGCUUAUAUGAUACUCCAAAACCUCGUGCAGUUUCUGAAACAAGUACUCUGAAACCUCGUUCAGUUUCUGAAACAGAUGCUCUAAAACCUCGUACAGUUUCUGAAACAGAUUUGGAUGCUGAUAAAAAUACUUUACCUAUAAGACCUCCUCGCUUAAAAGCUAAAAGUAAACGUGAAAAUAAAAUACGGAGAUGUACUAUUAUUAAUGUAUAAAGUCUUAUUUUAAAAAUGAAAUGUAAAUAUUUUUUUAUGAAAAUAACCUAUAAAAUAUAACAAUUUAAAAAAAAA
Messenger RNA from Hydra vulgaris (swiftwater hydra), 2630 nucleotides. Its product is annotated as activated CDC42 kinase 1. The record is from RefSeq and is a predicted model, not a curated record. Gene Ontology annotation, molecular function: ATP binding; protein binding; protein tyrosine kinase activity. Gene Ontology annotation, biological process: protein phosphorylation. Lineage: Eukaryota; Metazoa; Cnidaria; Hydrozoa; Anthoathecata; Hydridae.